This is a messenger RNA of Penicillium antarcticum, 414 nucleotides long. Its product is annotated as DNA-directed RNA polymerase core subunit RPC19. Gene Ontology annotation, molecular function: DNA-directed RNA polymerase activity; DNA binding; protein dimerization activity. The coding region runs from base 1 to 414 and encodes 137 amino acids. The record is from RefSeq and is a predicted model, not a curated record. Lineage: Eukaryota; Fungi; Ascomycota; Eurotiomycetes; Eurotiales; Aspergillaceae. The transcript is spliced from 4 exons. Gene Ontology annotation, biological process: DNA-templated transcription. Gene Ontology annotation, cellular component: RNA polymerase III complex; RNA polymerase I complex.
AUGCCCGGCUCCGUCCACUCCCAAGAUCAAGACCAGUCCAUGGUGGACGCCGAACAAACCGUCGAACAGGUUCCCCAAGAAGUCACCCUGGACGAGAAGCAGAUUGUCGUGCUCCCCGGCGCCACCGAAACCGCCGCAUCCUUCCAAUUUGAAGGCGAGGGCCACACAAUGGGUAAUGCGCUCCGCUACGCCAUCAUGAAGAACCCCGCUGUUGAGUUCUGCGGAUAUACCAUCCCCCACCCCUCAGACCCGAAGAUGAAUGUUCGUAUCCAGACUACCGACUCCACUACUGCCCUCGAAGCCCUGGAGAAGGGAUUCAACGACCUGAUGGAUCUGUGUGAUGUUGUAACGGAGAAGUUCACAGCUGCUCGGGAUCAGUUCAAUGAGGAGAGUGGAAACCGCAUGGAGGCAUGA